Molecule: messenger RNA, 744 nt
Organism: Fraxinus pennsylvanica
Lineage: Eukaryota; Viridiplantae; Streptophyta; Magnoliopsida; Lamiales; Oleaceae
Source: the annotation of a GenBank genome assembly
AUGGCUAGAAUUGGAAUUGUUUUUGCUGGUUUUCUUGCAAUGGCGUCAUCUGUCCAUGGUUAUGGAGGGUGGAUUAAUGCUCAUGCCACCUUCUAUGGUGGUAGUGAUGCCUCUGGAACAAUGGGUGGAGCUUGUGGUUAUGGAAAUCUGUACAGCCAAGGGUAUGGUACAAACACUGCAGCUCUGAGUACAGCUCUGUUCAACAAUGGGCUGAGCUGUGGAUCAUGCUACGAAAUGAAGUGUGUGAAUGAUGGGAAAUGGUGUUUGCCAGGGUCCAUUGUGGUCACGGCCACCAAUUUCUGCCCACCAAAUAAUGCCCUCCCAAAUAAUGCAGGAGGGUGGUGCAACCCUCCCCUGCACCACUUUGAUCUCUCUCAGCCUGUCUUCCAGCACAUUGCACAAUACAGAGCUGGAAUUGUCCCUGUUGCUUACAGAAGGGUGCCCUGCGGGAGAAGGGGUGGCAUAAGGUUCACCAUAAAUGGUCACUCCUACUUCAACUUAGUCCUCAUAACCAAUGUUGGUGGUGCUGGCGAUGUACAUGCAGUGUCCAUCAAAGGGUCGAGGACCGGUUGGCAGUCAAUGCCAAGAAACUGGGGACAAAAUUGGCAAAGCAACUCUUAUCUUAACGGCCAAAGCCUCUCCUUUAAGGUCGUUGCUAGUGAUGGCAGAAGUUUAGUAUCCUAUAACGUUGCACCCCCGAGUUGGUCUUUUGGACAGACCUACACUGGAGGGCAGUUCAAUUGA